Messenger RNA from Drosophila santomea, 631 nucleotides. RefSeq names its product enhancer of yellow 2 transcription factor (gene e(y)2). The coding region runs from base 249 to 551 and encodes 100 amino acids. Lineage: Eukaryota; Metazoa; Arthropoda; Insecta; Diptera; Drosophilidae. Gene Ontology annotation, cellular component: nuclear pore; SAGA complex; DUBm complex. Gene Ontology annotation, molecular function: transcription coactivator activity; chromatin binding. Gene Ontology annotation, biological process: positive regulation of DNA-templated transcription; poly(A)+ mRNA export from nucleus; regulation of transcription by RNA polymerase II. The record is from RefSeq and is a predicted model, not a curated record. The transcript has a single exon.
AUAUAUUUCUCUUUAUUAAUUCUACUUAUUUUAUGGUUAAAAUCUGCAUCUGAAAAACUAGCUAGAAAGCAGUCAGACUGUUUGCGAUGACCACAGUGGCGACAUCACAGCAACAACAAAUCGAAAAACAAAAAGAUAGACAGACGCAGCGAAAAUAAGCGAAAGAGCAGACGCAGAUGAAUCGACAAGGACUCGGAAAAGGAAAAUUAAGUUUGUAAUUUGCAAGAAUAGAUUCUCGCGACACUAGGAUGAGCGUUUCUGCCGCUGUUGACCAGUACACGGUGCUUACUGGGGACCGUUCCAAGAUCAAGGACUUGCUCUGUAGCCGUCUCACGGAGUGUGGCUGGCGGGACGAGGUGCGCCUGAUGUGCCGCAACAUCCUGCUGGAGAAGGGCACCAACAACAGCUUCACCGUGGAGCAGUUGAUCACUGAGGUGACGCCGAAGGCUCGCACCCUGGUGCCGGAUGCCGUCAAAAAGGAACUGCUAAUGAAGAUUCGCACCAUUCUCACGGAGAAUGAGGAGGCCGACGAAGCGGAGGAAGAGCCCUAGCUUUAACUUACAUAUACAUACAUUUUAUGUAAGCGCAAUAAGCUUUUUAUAUUAAUAAAGUUUAUUUGUACGAUUUUAUA